Molecule: messenger RNA, 6611 nt
Organism: Pomacea canaliculata
Lineage: Eukaryota; Metazoa; Mollusca; Gastropoda; Architaenioglossa; Ampullariidae
Exons: 5
Coding region: 987-1586 (199 amino acids)
Source: RefSeq, a predicted model, not a curated record
ACCUUUAUGAAAACCUGGUCAAAAUCGUAGUAGGCGCUUCCCUCAAUGCCUUUUGCGUCGUAAACACCUCGAUUUUAUUUACGCAACAGGUGCACAAACACAAUAUAACGCAUUUCCCCACACAAAGGCAAGUUCAAUACACUUUACAAAGGGCAGUAGAUAAUGAUCCCGUAUGACAGAGACAGGCGUAACAAACACACACUGUACAGAGCCACAAACACACACGAGAAAAGUAGAAACAAGACCCAUAAAGACAACCCUUUUACAUCAGCUUACGACCGAGCAGACGACGCAAGAACUCUCGUAUUACUUGAGGUGAUAAGAUUUAACAUUGACAGGUCUGCACUGAUGUCGUCUGCGAAAACAUUUUAAACUUGACAUAAAACUAUGCAUGCAAACUUAAUUUUUCUUUUUGUGUAAGAUGCAGCGUUUCUCAGAUAAUAAUACUCAGAUGAACUUCACAACCCUUAAGAGCAUUGCCAACAACAAUCUUCGUUUAUAGAGCAUAUUGUUGAGUCUGAUUACAGUCCCUACUUUUAUGUGACUCUGCUUACCACUAUUAAUCUAUGUACUAAUUAAAAUCAAGCUGCAAGAGUCCUGUUAUCGUUUCCAACUAGUUAAUAUAGUUAUUUAUAUUUAAGAAAGUUUCAUGUAAAGUUGUAAUAGUUUUUUUUUUUUGGUUUGUUUUUUAUUUCGCUGCCUCUCUGGUUUGGUUUGCACAGACUGUAUUUCCGACAACAUCCACACAGCGCCGAGACGCCAACAGGUGGAUUACAGCAGCAGACGAAAGUACGAUCGAUGCCUGCUUGGAUGAUGCUAUAAAGUAAAAGUCUAAUACAAAGGAGACAACCUUCAACAAAGAAAAUAGUCCAAUGUGUAGGGUGACAUGGCCAGAGAUUUAUUUGUUAAAAGGAAACUGUCUAUGAAAGAAAUUUUAACAACUUAUUGUUUUGUGGACCUAAUUUAAAAAAAAAAAAAAACAAGCCAUGGAGUGGUCAAGUACUUCUCUGGAAAACAAGGUUUCCACAUUAGAGACAAUACAUUGUAAGCCAGAUAAACGACAGUGCUUUGAUGGAUCAUGUAUACCCAAGGGUGAUUUGUGCCCUGAGGAAGAAAUAAUGAGCCAAGACUCCAUUCUUAUUAUGAUCGGAGUUGGAAUGGGGGUCGUCAUCUUUCUCAUCAUGCUUUACUGUCUCCAGCAAAGAAGAAAUGCAAACACCAGUGAAACAGCACACAGUUUUGAAGAUGCAGACCUUCAAGAACUGACUGUUCCACCUCCCUCAUAUGAAGAAGCCUUAAAUGUCAACAUUUAUCCACCUACACCAGUAGCACAACGCAGUAGACGGAUUCUCUCAGAGGAGGAACCAAUGACUCCUCCACCCAACUAUGAUACAGCUUUACAUAUACUAGCACAGAGCCAUGAAAGUGUGUUUUUUAGCAAGGAAAUUAAACCACCAUCACCAGUUGUGCGACGGAGUGUCUCUUUGGACUUCUUAAGUAUUAGCAAUCGCAGACCUAUAAGCUCACCACCCAGGAUAGCAGGUUUCAGACAAACUGUUUCCCAUCAAGAAGAUGAGGGUACAUAGAAUUCCUCAAGUGUAGCUAGUUUCUGCAGACAUCUGUUUCAGAAUGUCACCGUUUGAAAUUGUGGGAAAAUACUUUUGAUUGUCAUGUAAAGAGUUUGGUUUUGCAGACAAACAUAGCAACCAAGAGUGAAUGCUGCUUGCUUGUAGAAAUUAUCAGGUCAUAUAAAUGGCAUUUGGCAUUAUUACUGGACUUCCUGCAGUCCGUAAUUGAAUUCAGUUGCAAAUUGUGAGGGCUUACCAGCCAAAUGGGCUAUGCCAAAGGAGAAAUUUACCCUCUUUAUCCUACCUGCUGUCUUUACAGAGAAGCAUAUCAGUUGUUUGAGGUAAAAAAGCUUGGUUGAUUGUCUGAUUGUAAGUGCAUAACACAUAUCAUAUGGGUAGGAGUUAUUAGCUCAGGUAAGUAUGGUUGUUCUUUUUUCAUUAUUAAUCUUUUUCAGAAGCAUUUGCAAAACAUACUUUCUUUUAAUCACAUAAUGUAUGAAUAUAUUUUUGCAGUGUUUUAAUUUUUAAAGCACUGUAUUUAUAUUUUCCAUACCUUUUUGAUGUUUUUUAAAGUUUUCUGUUAAGUCUGAAAAUGUUACUAGCAUGUACACAAGAUCGGUCUUCAACAGACUUUUAAUGUAGCUGCAAAUAAAAUUGCAGGUAUACAUGUGCAAGGAAAUGGCUUAAAGUUCAGAGUUGUUUUCAUAGACACUAAGUAGGCAUAGCUUUUUCUAUUAUAUGUGCUCAAGUGAUUUGUAAAAUGUUAAUCAGGAAAUGCAUUUAUACGAAGAAAUGUCCGAUAGCAGAGUUUUCUUUCAGCUAUGUAAGUAACAGUAAAAGAGAUAACUGUUAAAUUGUUGCAGGAUAUGGAUCUUUUUGUUACAUUUAGAACAGUUUAAGUGUUUUUCUUUACCAAGAUUAGGUAUUGAAGGCCAUUUUAAGUGUCAAAUGUAUUGUCUUUUGUUUUCUUCAAACCUUUUUCUAUGACUAGCAGUGUCUACCUGCAGAAAUGAUGAUUUACAACCACUUUUUUUUUCUUUUUAAAUUCAGUUUGUUCAGGAGUUUCCUUUACCAGUCAUUGAAUAAAUUUACCUAAUAAUAUUGCAUUGAUCUAGGUCUGGCUUUGUAAGCAUUGUCCAUUGGUGCUUUUUUAUUAUUGCUUAAAGCCUUACCAGAACGCAAAAUUAUCUAUUUUACUAUGUGGAUAUGCUAAUGUUGUUGAAGCAUGGCGUUAUUUGCUUAAAGCCUUACCAGAGUGCAAUGCUGUUUAUUGUAUUAUAGUGACUACUUAGGUAUACAGUAAUUGGAUAGCUUGAAGGAUAUGGUACUUAAGUGCAUCCAUGUGUCGCUUGUGCUACAGUAACAUAUAGUUUUUCCCUUAUUCUGUGGAAAGGGGAGAAUGUUUGAGAGAUUGUAUAUUACAAGCAGAAAGAGGCUGUUUAUUCAAUUUUUGGGAAUAAGAAUUUUGUAAUAAACUAAAACCAGAUAAUAAAUUAGGAAAUAAAUACAUUGCACUAAGGUAAACCUUUAGAAGGAAAUCCACCCUUUUUUUAACCUUACUUAGCAGUUUACAUAUCAUAUCACACAGGCGAUUUUUACUUUUUAUAUAAAACCAAGGGAUUUGUGACAAUGUACUUUAAUUGAAGUGUUCAUUUUGCUGAAUAUCUAUUAAAUGAUGACGUGUGUACGUGUGGUGGUGGUGCGGUUUAUCUGCUUACACUGUGCAGCUGAGCUCAGUGAUAAGGAAAGUUUGUCCAUGCUGCUGAGUGCCUUAGUAGUGUUGGGAAUGAUGCUGUGUAUUCACAGUUUUACUCUUUACAGUUCAGCAUUUCUUAAUCAUCUGCUGAGUAAAUGUGUUUUUUCCAACUUAACAUGUUUGGCUGAACUUUACAAAGUUAAAACUCCUAUAUCCAUAGUUGCGAAAAUUUAUAUUUUCUGGUAAAAUUUUAUGUUUAGGUAUUGUAGAUAAAUGUGCGACACUCUUUGAGCAAACCAUUGCUCCACCAGUGUAAUUUACUGAAACAUUUUGCUUAGUUUCAUAUGCAUACAAUUUGCUCUGACUUCUAAGAUUUCCAGUUCCAUUUCAUAAACAGAUCGGUAAAGUCUUAUGUUACUUAUAAAUAACUAUAGGCUUAGAUAAUGAAUGCAUUUGCAUUUCAUGUAACAAACAAAGCACUGAUGUCAUUUUUUUUCCUCAAGAAAAUGAUUUUACUUAACUAUACAUGUACGGAUGUUCUUAUAUUUACUUGUAGCAAGAAACUUAUAGUUGAAAACACCAUUUUCUCAAGGAGUGAUCUCUCAUAAUCAUAGACAUAACUGUAUCUGAAAAUCACAUGGGUACAAUUGAUACGGAUAUUUUUGUGUAUUUUUUUUUGUACUAGAUAUACACAGAGAUUCAAAUCUUUAAUCAUAUCUCAUUCAUGGAACCCAUGACAGAGAUAAAGUUGAUCUUGAUUAUUUCCUCAUCCUACGCAUCACAUAAGAGGUAAGACCUAAUCGUUUGGGUGAGUCCUUCGCUGGGAACAAAGGGUUGGGGUAUCUAGAUGAGCUGUCAGAUUUUUCAGAAAACAAAAGCAGUUAAAUGUGGUCAUUGCUGCUUAGCCAUACUUUGCUGGAGUUUUGCUUUGCUGCUGUCUUCUUGAUUCUGGUUGUUGAUCUUCCACUCUUUGUGAUGGUUGAUCAGAAAUAUUUGAAAGCCUCAACUUGCCUCUGUUCAAGGUGAUAUUUUUGUCUGUUACUCUAUGGACCAUAAAUUUGUAUUUUUACAAGAUCACACCCAUUCCUUAUGUGCCCACACUUGCAAGAAGUCCGUUUUUGGAGUUCCUUAUUGCUGCCACUAAACUGAUUAUUGUCAGCAAUGAAAGGCCAACAAUUCUGCUUCUAAGAUAAUGAAUGUUUUGUGGUGUCAUGCAUGAUGUUUUUCAAGGAACAGAACGAAGAGGUUAGGCCAAAGGAAACACCAUUGAUAUACUCAAUUUUUUGUGACUAUGUGCCUUCCCUGUUUACUAUUUUAAACCAUGCACAACAAAGUUAGAUGGAAGGUGCGAAGUUGGGAAAUGGCCUUUUUUGUUGUUAAAGUCAGUUCCAUUUAAUAUUUAUCAGUUUUUGAAGACCAGAAAUAGAGAUGAGGAUACAAUAACCUCAUAAGAACAGUCUUUUACUUGAAUUUUUAAUUUUAACAGAAAUUGAAUAGUAGUAAUGCAAACAGUCCUAAAAUCUGCAUUGUUUUUUAAAAAAAGGAGAAAAAAGAGAAAGGUCAGUCGAUGAAACCUGGAAAAGGGGAAGUCAUUCCAUUUAGUCUGACAUAGAAGAAUGCAAAUUUUAUAGUUCAUGAACUGUAGUAAAAGAGAACCACAUUGUAAUACCUUUCUAUGAAAUUUCUUUUUGAUAAGCUGCCUAUAUGGUUUGUUCAGUCUAAAAUUUCCGGACAGUUUACAUUCCUUAUCAUUAAAAAUUUUUCUUUGUACAGUUACUGUUGUGUUACUAAAUAUUAAGUUGUAUUAUGAGAAGACUGUUUCCAUUUUUAACUGUCUAAUGUACUUGCAGAUGGUGUCACAAACCAGCAAUGUGGGGAUAGUAAUAAGCAACAACUUACAAGUGAUCUAGUCAGUUAACAAUUAUCGUUCAUUAAGCAUUUGUUUACGUAAUGUGAUGUAAUCUGUGUAAGAUUUGUUGCAACCUGUGAAAGCCCUUUCUAUAAAAUCUUCUGCAAUGGCUGGGCUGGAGAGGGUCUGAUGCAGCCAUUAUGUUAGGCAGAACAAAGUACAAUCUGAGUAGGUUCCUCAUAGUACUGAUCCUGUUUUAAUGAUUUGAAACUUGGAUCCUACUGGCUAAUAUGGAGAAAAGAAUCCAGGUAUUUGAGAACAAGUACCUGAGGAGGCUUCUGCAGAUCUUGUUAAGAGAUUUUGUACAAAGUAUGAUCACCACACUCAUGGGACACCAGAAACUCCUGUCUGCAACUGUCAAGGGUGUAACUGGUCUAGUUUGGUCAUGUGACCCAGCAUGAUAGUUUGUCAAAGAAAUUGUCAUUCAAGGUACCUUGGAGGAUGGUCAAUGCUGUGGUAGCCAGAGGAAGAAAUGGCAUACAAACACAUUAUUAUACAAGACAGGCCUGAGUGGCAGGCCUUUUUAGCUGCCACGUCUAUCCAUGCACUUUCCACACCAACCAAAUGAAUGAUCUUCUGAUGUUAAGUUUAUUUGGGUUUUUUUUUAGAAAAUAUUUAUUAUGACAGGAGGUGUUGUGAAAGAUAACAGUCUUCAAGGAAUGAUAAUUUCAGCCAUAUGCUGUUUUGUUGUAAACACAAAAUGGAGACUGAUUUUAAAAUAAAUGUCUUCCAGGGCUGAUUUAUGGGAUUAAAAUACUUUUUUGAAGUCUAGUUGUUUGAGAUCUAUGUAUUCAAGAUCUGUUUAAUUAUGAUCAUGUUACAGCCAGAAAUGUCAACAACUUUUCCUUUUUUUUUAAAACGCCUGUUGUAGUAAAUCAUAUCUUAAGCAGAUUUAUGUUAUUGAAAUUAGAGGUAGUUUGUUAUUUCAGUCACAAAAUAAUCUGGAUGAUAAGAAACUGUAGGAUUUCCCCUUUUCAAAUACAAAUCAGAUUAAAAAAAUCUGAUAUUUUGGACAUUUAGCUUCUUUACUCUGCUCAUAUUUUUUCAGCAAGACAGUUGCUUCCAGGCUAUUGCCAUAUAUAUAAUCAAUAUAAAUUAGUUUAUAAUUGUUGCAUUAUCUGUGAAGGCAUUUCAAUAUGAACUUGCACAAUUUUGUAAUGUAUUCUUCAUUUUGGUGAUCUGCACCAUAUCACUUUGCUCAUGUUUUUCAUUGAUACACAACUCCUUUGUGCUUACAACGAUCUUUGCAGAUUGAAAACUUGUGAUUCUGCCACAAAAAAAAAAAUACAUGGCAUGAUUAAUGUUAUUUGAAGAUAUGAGGAUCAAGAUGCAUUGUUGCAUCAUGUUGUUUGCUUCAGUGCCAGAAUAUAGUGUUUGUCAAGGUUCUCUUUUAUUCCUUGUUCAAAAGCAAAAAAAUUAAAAGUGACAAAACCCAGAA